AUGGAUUUGGAUGCGGCUUUGGAGAAAGGUUCGGAUGGUGAGGGCGAGGAACAGCAGGAUAGCGAAGUGUACCCAGGACGAGUGCUCAAGUUAGUGCCGCUCAUCUCAUCUCAUAUUUUUUAUUUAGAAACUCGUGUUUUGUUGGGUCAUCGGCUCUUGCUAAUUUUCUGCACAGACCGAAUGCAGCGUACAGGUGCAGCUGAACUUGUCGCCACGCUCGAUCCUGGUGUUACUGCGUGA
Molecule: messenger RNA, 240 nt
Organism: Gongylonema pulchrum
Lineage: Eukaryota; Metazoa; Nematoda; Chromadorea; Rhabditida; Gongylonematidae
Source: the annotation of a GenBank genome assembly